AUGGUUGAAAUUGAUCGAGAUUUUCCGAAAAAAUGGCCCUAUGGAAUACUUAAAACUGUCCAAUGGCUUGGAUCAUUAGUACUUCUGAUAACUCUACUUUCAUCGCCGUUCGCAUUUGGUGGUACUGGAUUUGUUUUAUUUUGUGGCAGUACAAUGUUUCUUGUCGGUUUGCUUUCAUGGAUUGCACAUUUGUUAUCAUUUCAGCGCCGUACAUUUACUGUUGGCCAGAUGGCAGCAUUCAUACCUUUUGCAUUUUUGGAUUUUAUAUAUUCUGCGCUAUUCUUUAUUCUUUUCGGCAUUUCUGCAUUAAUCUGCUUCGUGAGUAUUUUCCUUUCAAUCGGUUACACAGCAAGCUUGUUUUUUGCUUAUUUAUUCGCUACGCUUUUUUGCCUUCUUGUUGGUGCGACUUGUGGAUAUAUUGCUAUAUUAUUGUACAGAGCGACUCCGAAUGGACUAAUUAUAAAUUUGCGUUCAGUAAUUAUCGAAGGUGACAAAACAACCAUAUUUAAUCCAGGCGGACAGCCAAAUGUGGGGAAUCCUUCGGCUGGCAACUAUCCUCAAGGGAAUCCAGUAUAA
Messenger RNA from Dracunculus medinensis (Guinea worm), 576 nucleotides. Lineage: Eukaryota; Metazoa; Nematoda; Chromadorea; Rhabditida; Dracunculidae. The record is from the annotation of a GenBank genome assembly.